UUACGGAAGUGUUCCCUGAGUGAACUCAGUACUCAUCUCUGUAGUAUCUUAUAUUGAUGUUAAUAUAGGUGAACUGUGAGUGAGCUCCGUGUUAUCUUCAUCACCUGCUCUUAAGAUAGAUAGCACUCAGGUCGGCUGGUAGUCUGUGACCGUUAGUGAACGUUAGUGACCGUUAGUGAACGUUAGUUGACGGCCAGCAGGAACAGUUGCUACGUGGCUAACGUUAGCUAGCUAACCCGCUAACAGGUUUUCAGUUCCCUUCCUGCGGACAUGGUUGUCUGGUCGUUAGCUCGGCUGUGUUUGGAAGUCCUAUGAAGUCUCCGAGGACAGGGUAUCAGAAAACGGUCAACACUGAAAGCUAACCCAGCGUUAGCACUAUGGGUGCCGAGCAGAGCGGAGACGCGGAGCACAAACACUCCGACUACAGCUCGUCGGUGGUGCCUUCUCCGGCCAAGCAGAAGGCGAAGAUGGAUGAUAUUGUGGUCGUGGCCCAGGGGACACAGUCAAUGCGAAAUAUCCACAACGACCCAGAUGUCAUAAAGCUUCAAGAAAUACCUACAUUUCAGCCACUUCUGAAAGGAGUGCUGAGUGGCCAGACGUCACCCAGCAGUGUGUGUCUGGAAAGGCUGGAUACUACCCAGGUUCUGCAGCUCUGCAUCCGCUACCAGGACCACCUCCACCAGUGUGCUGAGGCCGUGGCCUUCGACCAGAACGCCCUGGUCAAGAGGAUCAAGGAGAUGGACUUAUCAGUGGAAACCUUGUUCAGCAUUAUGCAGGAGCGCCAGAAACGCUACGCCAAGUACGCUGAGCAGAUCCAGAAAGUCAACGAGAUGUCCAUGAUCCUGAGACGCAUCCAGAUGGGCAUCGACCAGACGGUGCCGCUGAUGGAGCGCCUCAACAACAUGCUGCCUGAGAGCGAGCGCCUGGAGCCCUUCAGCAUGAGGCCUGAUGGGAAUUCUGCCACCAAGUAGCCUCGUUAAAGCCAACACAGCUGCUUCUUACGCAAGUCUCCAUCCAAGACCUCUGUCCAGGAGAGAGUGCAGGUCUGUUCAGCUGUAGGGAUGCUAAGUCUGUACAUGGGUACAAAGAAUCUUACCCCAUUAAGGUUUUUGUGUUUUCAUAGUAGAGGUAGAGCUAAGGUUUGAACGUCUCAGCUGCUCUAGUCAGGUCUGCAGGUCGUCAUCAGUUCUUUUUAUUCUUAAUGUAGGAAGUUUUGCUGAACACUCACGCUCUUAAUCCUCCACAGUGUACGUAGCCCAUCCACUGAGCACACACAUAUUUAUAAUUAACCACAACCUUGUUUUGCGGGAGCAGAAGUUCUGGGAUCAAAUGUACCCCGACUGCAGAGGGCCUAGAGAUUAUUCCUUAUCCCUUAUGUUGCAGGGAAUCAAACUGACAAUCUGUUAGGGCUUCAGUGCUAAUCUAAAGGCAGGGGAGGAAUUAACCUUAUCGAUUGAGUCAGAAUUAACUCCAUCCAUACCCUUAAAAAAAACGUAGUAGAUGUGUUUUAGAGACUCAAAUGGCUGUGAGCAACAUAGAAGUAUCUCACAUUUCUUCCUGCUGCUCUGGAGGUUUGCGUACAUCUUCCAAAACAUCAGAGCCGCUGAAGAACUGGCAGUGGACUGAUUUUGGAUCUUAAUCUUUAUUACAAAUGUGUUUGUGAUUCUCCCACACCAUAUGCCUCGCUCACUGUUUGGCCAUCCCUUCCAUGAGCUGCUUGUGUGCAGAUUGACAGCUUUUCAUUUUUUAAACAAUAUUGGCGUACCGUUUUGGGAUAUAACGAUGAAGCGACUCGUGGAGAGGACCAAGACGGAUUAUUGUCAUUGGAUUACGUAAGAAGCACGGAUGUACUGUACAGUGGAAAUGAAAAAAGAAACUUCUCCGUAAACAGAAGAUAUUCUCAUGACGUUGUGAACUUUUUUGAUGAGGGAACUUUAAUUUAUUUGGAUACAUUCGCUCUAGCAGUUGCGUCAAGCCUCUUUGCAUGCAAAGGGAGACCCUGACGCUUCAGCAGAUUGGUACAGAAGAUGGUUGCAGAGGUGGACAGAAAACAUUCAAGCAAGUUUCCCACUUGUCAAGAGAUCUCUGACCAACCACACUUUCAGCAUUAAGUUGUCACAGUGAUAGCCAAACAUCACACCUACCAAAGAUUCGCCUCCUCAAACUGCCGAAUAAAAAGUGGCACUUUAGAAACAGUUGGUCAUAUCUUUGGGUCUCUCAGAGGAAAGUGAUCGAGGGAACUUGCUGUUCUGUUCUGUGUUUUUCUCUUUUAGGCUUAAAGGGUCAGUUUACCCAAAGGCUUCAAAAACCUUACCUCUAUAGCUAUCUGUCUGUGCACAUAGGUUUUAUUUGUCCAGGUCCUGACAAAUCUGUCACUUCCACAGUUCAGUUAUAUUCUUGGUGUUCACAGUUGAGUCAACAAAACACCCUGUCAGUGAUUGAAAUGUAGAAUAUGUAUUAUGAAAAAAGUAACCAGGACAUUGCUUCUGAAAUUGUUAAUAUAACUUUUCAAUGUUGUAAGCGCCACAAAAACAGUUACAUUCAUCUUUAUUAUAUUUGGUGGCGACAGAAAUCUCAGAGGCAGAUGUCUCAGAACUUGGGCAAAUAAAAU
Messenger RNA from Morone saxatilis (striped sea-bass), 2611 nucleotides. RefSeq names its product BLOC-1 related complex subunit 5 (gene borcs5). The transcript has 4 exons. Gene Ontology annotation, cellular component: cytoplasmic side of lysosomal membrane; BORC complex; synaptic vesicle membrane. Bases 378 to 971 code for a protein of 197 amino acids. Gene Ontology annotation, biological process: positive regulation of anterograde synaptic vesicle transport; organelle transport along microtubule; lysosome localization. The record is from RefSeq and is a predicted model, not a curated record. NCBI's taxonomy places the organism in Eukaryota, Metazoa, Chordata, Actinopteri, Moronidae.